AUGAAUGCUGUCGUAAUACAAUUGCGACGGAAAAUCCAGCAGUAUAUCGAUUGGAGAACCCUGGACAGUGCGGUUCAAACACCUCAUUACGGGACUCAGCAGUCGCGAUCGAUUGGACGUCGAGCGUGGCUGCGUCCUUCGGGCAGCCUCCUUCGCAAUAUGAUCAGUGAAGGAGCGUAUAUCGAGCUGAUGAAGAAUUGCUCAAAAUGGAACGAACGUGCUUGCAAUGAAAGGAAAGCCAGACUUCGCUAUCCAUUUUUUGACCAACAAACCGGCACUGCGCAUCGCUUCAAUCCCGUCUUCUACCGGCUUCCAUCUCAGCGAUGCAGCGCUACUGAUGCGCACACUAUCGUUCAGUAUGUAACACAGCGAUGGCGACGUCGUCAGUCUGCAAACUCUUCGGAUGCGAUCGAAAUGAAGAUGUUUUUACGUGAUAAUCCUGCUCUUGACGCCGCCUUGAAUACAACGGCAGCAUCUGCUCAAGCUGAGGUCAUCGACACGAAUUUUGAUUACGGCCAAGCGAAGGGAACUCCGAAGGGAAUUUUUGAUUACAACGAAGAGGGUGACGAUGAUGCCUCUAAUGACGACGGUGGAAGUGACGAAGACGAUUGGGGAUCGAAACGGAAGAGUCGUAAGGCGCAAGGCAGUUCUUCGGGUGGUGGAGGAAGCGCAAAGAAUAAGAAGAAGGCGAGUGACUCGGGAAGAGCGGGUCGGUCUGGCGCCGCGGCAGCAAGUGCGGCGCAGGACGCGGCGGAUGAAGCGAACAAUUUCCACUGCACAUUGUGCUCAGCGUCCUACAAGAGUCUCGCGGGCUUAGCGUAUCACAAGGCAUUUCAACAUAACGAUCCACUACCCACUGGUACUAGUGUAGAAAUUUCACCUUUACUCGAAACUUCAUCAAUCUGUGAUUUGUGUUUGGGCAGCAAGAAUUUGAACAAAAAGACGAUGAAACCUGAGGAUCUUGUUGUUUGCCACGACUGCGGACGAUCAGCUCACCCGUCUUGCCUGAGUUUCAACGAGAACGUUCCCGUAAUCAUCAAACGCUAUGGAUGGCAGUGCAUCGAGUGUAAGAGUUGCACUAUCUGUGGGACAUCUGAGAACGACGAUAAACUCCUGUUUUGUGAUGAUUGUGACCGCGGUUACCAUACGUACUGUUUCACUCCAAAGAUGAAAAAUCUGCCAGAAAAUGAGUAUUCAUGCGCAUUAUGCCUCGGAACAUUUGGUGCGCGCGCCAGUGCAGCGCCAAAGAAGACUGGCACUGUUAACUAGUCCUUUCGGUCUGCUAGAUAUCCAAGGCGCAUAAUUAUACAUUAUAGGCAUGUCACUUUCAUUUAUCACAGAACGAGUUGUUGAUUAUUAUCGGUUGAAGAUCUCUCUGCCAUGUCGAGCAGCAUCAUCCUCAUUGUUCUCUUCACUUUUUGUUCACUACUUCGCUGCCUCAAGCACUUCUCUGGGUACUUUAUUUGUCGGCAACUAUGUUGCUGAGUGCUUCGUGUAGAUCUGUAUC
Cylicocyclus nassatus is the source of this 1507-nucleotide messenger RNA. Lineage: Eukaryota; Metazoa; Nematoda; Chromadorea; Rhabditida; Strongylidae. The record is from the annotation of a GenBank genome assembly.